This is a messenger RNA of Rhagoletis pomonella (apple maggot), 2310 nucleotides long. RefSeq names its product elongation of very long chain fatty acids protein-like. Gene Ontology annotation, biological process: fatty acid elongation, polyunsaturated fatty acid; sphingolipid biosynthetic process; fatty acid elongation, monounsaturated fatty acid. Gene Ontology annotation, cellular component: endoplasmic reticulum membrane. Lineage: Eukaryota; Metazoa; Arthropoda; Insecta; Diptera; Tephritidae. The record is from RefSeq and is a predicted model, not a curated record. Gene Ontology annotation, molecular function: fatty acid elongase activity. The transcript has 6 exons. Bases 88 to 1107 code for a protein of 339 amino acids.
GAUCAACUUUUAAUUAUCAUUUCUAAUUUAAUUAAGCGUUAAAAUCGCAUAAAUUUACGCUUUCUUACCAAAACUUACAGAACAAAAAUGGACUACUACAUCAACACAAUUUACGCUGGCUGGCGUGAUCUCAUGGACAACAAAUCCGAUCCGCGCACACGAGAUUGGCCAUUAAUGAGUUCACCCUUCCCCACCAUUGCCAUCAGUUUAUCCUACGCAUACUUUGUGAAGGUACUUGGUCCCAAAAUGAUGGAAAACAGAAAACCUUUUGAAUUGCGCAAAGUCUUAAUCGUUUACAAUUUUGCGCAGGUACUCUUCAGCGCCUGGCUAUUCUAUGAGUCCUGCAUUGGUGGUUGGUUGAAUGGCUAUAAUAUCAGAUGUGAACCUGUGGACUAUUCAUAUUCCCCAGGAGCGUUGAGGGUGGCACGAGGCUGUUGGUGGUACUACAUCUCGAAAUUCACAGAAUUUUUCGACACUUUCUUCUUUGUGAUGCGCAAGCGCUACGAUCAAGUGUCGACGCUGCAUGUAAUCCAUCACGGCAUUAUGCCCUGCUCUGUUUGGUGGGGUGUGAAAUUCACACCCGGCGGCCAUUCGUCGUUCUUCGGCUUCCUCAACACCUUUGUACACAUAAUUAUGUACACCUACUACAUGUUGGCUGCCAUGGGACCCAAAGUACAAAAGUAUUUGUGGUGGAAGAAAUAUCUUACUGUCUUGCAGAUGAUUCAGUUUGUGUUAGUCAUGGUGCACUCAUUCCAGUUAUUCUUCAGAAACGAUUGUAACUAUCCAAUUGGUUUUGCUUACUUUAUUGGUGCGCAUGCGGCCAUGUUCUAUUUCCUAUUCUCCGACUUUUACAAACAGGCGUACCUCAAGCGUGAGCAGAAGAAGGACAAACUUGCUGCCGCAGCCAAUGGCAAGCUGAGCAACGGCUAUGCAAAUGGCGCUUUGAAGUCAGCCGAAGAACAGACCAAGGAGAUUAACGGCAACCUUAAGGUUCUGGAUAAUAACAAAUUAGAGGGUUAUCAUAAAUCCACAUUGACGUCGCCGUCAACUUGCGCCACAACACCGACAACAACGAGACAUCGAGUCUUUGCCGCGGCGAAUAAUUAAUUUAAAUGUAGUAAUCAUAACUAAUAUGUAAUUUAAAGCAAAAACAAAAAUCGAAAACCUAAAAUUAAUAGAAAUUUAACAUUAAGUUAUUUGCUCGUAAGGCUUUUGUAGUUAUUUGUAUGAAUGCACGUUAUAAAGCAGGAGAAACAGAGUUUAGUGAGAAGCACAAGUAGUACAUACUUUUUUUUUUUAAUUUUGAUCACAUACAGUGGUGGUCAAAACGUAAGGAAUUACAUCCGCGUUUCUAAAUUUCUAACUACAUCCUGUCAUUGCACUUUUAAAUGUUCAAAUAUUACUGCUCGCUUAGUAAAUCUUCACACCAGCAUGGCCCAAACAGACCUUAAUGAUCUGUCACUUGUAUCUAAUCGUUCUGUUUUUCAAACUGGCUGUAAUAACUGCUGCUUUUGAGGAUUUUACUUAUAGCUACAAAACUAGUAAACAAUUUCCUUACUUUGUAGCACGUUUUCUCGCUUGGUUUACUAUUUCAGUAAAACUAAAUCGGUUUUUUUUUUUGCUUGGGGUAACAGGGACCUAAUAUACGAAAAAAAAUGGUUCAACAAAAUUUCAAUCGAAUGUCCUGAAAGCAAAUUUAAGCAGCAUAUAAAGCUCAAAAAAGCUCAAGUUGAAGUAUUUUUUCUCGGUUCAAAUCGAAAAAGGGACUUUCGGUCAUCGAUCUCAGGGAUCUUCCAAGAAAAAGUGCUCAGCCAGCAGACAGUUUUACUAUGUAGAAAGCUUUCACUACUUUAAUCAACAAUCCUGAGCUCCUAAUCGUUGUCUAAAAUAUAAGCUGACGCCUAUUACAUGCCUUCUCGCAAGCAUGCCGCUUACCAAAUGAACCCUAAUUUACUAAGUGCAAUCACGUAAAAGUAAUAAAUUUGCAAAAAGAGGAUUGAGAAUGACCAUUUUUCGCGAUUUAAUUAUUAACUAUAUUAACUGUUGUGGUGAAAAUGUAAUUUUUGAUUAAAAAUUCUAAGAAAUGUUCCAAACUUAGCCAAAAGAAACACAGUUUUUACCUUAAAAACUGUUAUUGGCCAGCCUUUGUAAAUUUUUCGUCUCAGUUCCAAAUAUUUUGUCCACCACUGUACGUUUAAACAAAAAAAAACAAACACUGUAAAGAAAGCUAUGUGUAACUAUUUACUUAAGUUGUGCUUACAACGAAAAACUAAGAGUAUUUUAAAGUGGAAGUCAUUUACAUAAUUUAAA